Molecule: messenger RNA, 6660 nt
Organism: Trichogramma pretiosum
Lineage: Eukaryota; Metazoa; Arthropoda; Insecta; Hymenoptera; Trichogrammatidae
Product: protein artichoke-like
Exons: 7
Coding region: 569-5092 (1507 amino acids)
Cellular component (GO): extracellular matrix
Molecular function (GO): protein binding
Source: RefSeq, a predicted model, not a curated record
AGUGACGUGCUGUGUUUUGCUCAUCGAAUCGAAUGUGGUGCCGGGGUUUUUUCGUGCACUACCAUUGUGCCAAGUUAUUCAGUUCGCUAUUGUAGAAUCAUGUAAUAAAAAAAAAGAAAGGAAAAAGCGUAUAGGAAAUGAAAAAGAAAGAGUAAGAGCUGGGAGAAACUAGUGCUUCGCAGUGUGUCAUCGAAUAUAGUGUCGACAGUGCUCUCUCUCUCUCUCUCUUGCUGCGAGAAGGAAGAGAAAAAAAGGAGGGUAGAGAAAAAAAACACAACGCAACCGGGGAGCGCACGCUGCAACGAAGCCACAGAUUUCAGCCGCAUUCGUGUGUUUUACUACCUCGCAUACAUACGUACUAUCACGCACAGAAGCGGCAGAGGCGGCAUCAGCACGUAGUGCACCAACAAAAGCUGCUCGAAUGUAGAGAAACAACUUCUCGUCGCGGAAUAUAUUUCACAUAUCUCUUCCUCUGGCUGGCUGAAUCGAUAUUUCGAAUUGAAGCCAGCGCUGCGCCCGUUGGAAACUGCGCGAGGAUGCUCGAAGAGCGUCUCGGGUCCAAGCGAUAAUGUGGACGACGACUGGGCCACGCGCUAAGCACAAGCAGAGCCUCGUACUCGUCUUAAUAAUUCACUGGCUACAGGCGACUGCUGCCUCGGUCGUCUACCAUCCCAGGCAGCAGCAGCAGCAGCAGCAGCAGCAGCAACAACAGCAGCAGCAACAGCAGCAGUGUCCACCGGCCAACGUCAUGCCAGGCUGCCCGUGCUACAGCUUCGUCGACGGCCUCUUUCUCGAGUGCACGAGCACGAGCGAGGAGGCACUCAAGACGGCUCUCGCGCGCGUUCUCGACCAGUCUAAGCCCUCCGAAGCCGUAAUCCAAUCGCUGACGGUGUACGAGCUCGAUCGCAAAGUCGAGGAGCUGCGCGCCAACGUGUUCCCGCGCGGCCUGAUCGUCCGCCAAUUGCAGAUCGCCCACUCGGGCAUCCGCGAGCUGACCGAGGGCGCCCUGCUCAAGUUCAGCACGAGCCUCGAGCUGCUGGGCCUGAGCUCGGCUCGGUUGGCCGCGGUGCCCCAGAAGGCCCUCACGGCCCUGGUGCGGCUGCGCGAGCUCGACCUCGAGGCCAACUUCAUCCAGGAGCUGUCGAGCUUCGCCUUCUACGGCCUCAACCUCGUCAAGCUCAACUUCAAGAGCAACCAGAUCAGCAAGAUCAGCGAGUACGCGUUCGCCGGGCUGGAGGACACGCUGCGCGAGCUCAAUCUCGCCGAGAACAAGAUACGCACGUUUCCCAUGACGGCCCUGCGCCGCCUCAACAGAUUGGCCGAGCUCAAGCUCGCCUGGAACGAAGUUUCCCAAUUACCCGAGGACGGCUACUCGCUCCUCGACGGUCUGCAGCUACUCGACCUCAGCAGCAACAAUUUCCUCGUAUUGCCACUCAACUGCUUCCGCUGCUGCCCGGCCCUACAGACUCUAUCGCUCUACUACAACGCCAUCGAAAAACUCGACAAGGACGCCUUCAUAUCUCUCAGCGAGCUCGAGAGCAUCGAUCUUAGCCAUAACCGCAUUAUCUAUCUGGACCCGGCAACUUUUCGGGCGAAUCAGCGGCUGCGCUCGAUCGAUCUCAGCCACAAUCACGUGCACCACAUUGGCUUCGUGUUCGCCCGGCUGCCGGAGCUGCGCGAGCUCUUCCUCGCCGAGAACAACAUCCUCGAGAUCCCGGCCGACGCCUUCGUCGGCAGCGUCAGCCUCGAGCUCAUACAGCUCCAGCAGAACGCGAUAGCUCGGCUGGACGUGAGAGGCCUGCAGGGCCUGCAGAGGCUAAGCCAGCUGCACCUUAGCGACAAUUUCAUCGAGGUGGUGCCGCGCAACUUUUUUCAGCAUUCCAGUAAUUUAUCCAUACUCUCGCUGGACAACAAUUACAUAAGAGACUUGGAGUUGGGUACCUUUGCCAAACUCAAAUUAUUGAGAGAACUUCGACUGCAAGAUAAUCAGAUCACCGAGAUCAGGAGAGGCGUUUUUUCUCCACUACCUUCGCUACAGGAAUUGCAUCUUCAGAACAACGCCAUAACGGACAUGGAAACGGGAGCUCUGAAGUCGUUGCACAGUCUGCAGCAGGUGAACCUGCAAGGCAACCUACUGGCCGUGCUGGGCGACGUCUUCCAGUUGGCCAACGACGCCUCGUCGAGUAGCGGUAGCAGCAACGGUGGCAGCGUCAGCUCCCUCGUGUCCAUCCAGCUGGACAGCAACGGACUGGGCGUGCUGCACAACGACUCGCUGAAGGGCCAGGCGUCGAUCCGCACCGUGUGGCUGGGUCACAACAAAUUAACGAGGCUGCAGGCACCCUUGUUCCGGGACCUACUGCUCGUCGAGCGGCUCUACCUGACCAAUAACUCGAUUCUGCGAAUCGAGGACACGGCCUUCCAGACGAUGCAGGCGCUAAAACUGCUGGAUCUCAGUUUCAAUCGUCUCAUGCACAUAACCGUGAAGAUAUUUUCGGAAUUGCACGAGCUCGAGGAGCUCUACCUGCAGGACAACGGCUUGGUGCGGAUCGACGCCUACGCCCUGACCGCCCUCAAGCGGCUGCGCAUCCUCGAUCUGUCCAACAAUCGACUGACGGCCCUCCACGACAACAUGUUCCAGGAGGGUCUGCCCAUCCGCAGCCUCAAUCUGCGCAACUGCUCCAUCAGCAUAAUCGAUCGGGGCACCUUCCGGGGCCUCAACAACCUCUACGAGCUGAACCUCGAGCAGAACCGGCUGACCGCGGCGGCCCUCGUCAGGCUCGACAUUCCGGGCUUGCGUCAGCUCAAGCUGUCCCACAACAAUCUGAGCCUCAUCAGCAGCGAGUCGCUGGACGGCCUGCCCUCGCUGCAGCAGCUCUCCAUGGAGUCGUGCCAGCUGUACCGGCUGCCCGGCGACCUGUUCUCGCGGACCAAGAACCUGGCGCGCCUCUUCCUCGGCCACAAUCAGCUGCACCAGCUGAGCGAGCGUCUGUUCCACGAGCUCGACUCGCUGCGGGAGCUGCGCCUCGACGCCAAUCGCUUCCUCGACCUGCCUUACGACGCCCUCGGCAACGUCUCGUCCGUGGAGAUACUGUCGCUGGCGCGUAACUCGCUGCACGACAGCGACGCCUCGCGGCUGCACGGCCUGCUGAGCCUGAGGGAGCUCGACCUCAGUGCCAAUCACAUAAUGUCGCUCUCGGGCUUCGGCAUGACGAGAUUCAACAAGCUCGUCAACGUCGACCUGAGCUACAAUCAGCUGAGCGACCUGCCGUCCAAUCUGUUCAUGCGCUCGCCCCUGCUGAGCAGGCUCGAGCUGUCGGGCAACAAGCUGCGCCAGGUGCCCACGGCCAUGAUGAGCAGCGACAAGCUGCCCUCCCUCACCUGGCUCAACGUCAGCAGGAAUCCCCUCCAGCAGGUUUACGAGAUCGGCUUCGAGUCGAGCUAUCCGGGCCUCGAGGAGCUCCACAUCACCGGGACGAACCUGAGCCUGCUGACGAAUCAGGACUUUCUCGCCUUCCCGCAGCUGCUGCACCUCUUCAUGAGCGGCAACGCCAUCGCGAGGAUCCUGCCGGGCACGUUUCAGCCCCUGCCGAAGCUGCUCAGCCUCGAUCUGGGCUCCAACGACAUAGAGUUCCUACCCCCGGAUCGGCUCCGGGGUCUUCAGCAGCUGCGCCUGCUCAACUUGACUCGCAACAAGUUGCGCGAGCUCGACGAGUUCACCCAGGACCUGAAGAAUCUGCAGAUGCUCGACUUGUCGCGCAAUCAAAUCGGCCAGAUUCCCAAGACGGCCUUCCAGCAUCUGGAAAACUUGGCCGAGCUCUAUUUGAGGGGAAAUCGAAUAACCGUCGUCAAUCACGACGCGUUCAAGCCCCUGAAAAAACUGAGCUUCCUCGACAUCAGCGAUAAUUCUUUCACGAAUUUGCCGCUCAAUGCGCUCAAAACGCUGGAAACACGAAUUCGAACGUUACGAGCAGAAGAGAAUCCGCUAAGCUGCAGCUGCGAAUUACAAGAGCUAUGGGAAUGGCUACACGACCAUAGAAAGCUCAUCGGUGGUCAAUCGCGCAACCGCAUGGCCAGCGUCGGAAGAGUUUCCACGACGAGCAGCGGUAUAACCGCCGCCGCCGCCGCUGGCCUGCCCAACGAAGCAAAACAAAUACGCUGCGAUCAGCCGCUCGAACUUCGGGGUAUGAUCUUCCUUCAGUUGGAGACACGGACCUUUUGCUCGGCGCCGCUCAUACCCAAAUUAGCCAUUCAGGAUGUACAGCCUCACUCCGUCCUCGUUGCCUGGCAAAGCCGUAAUCACUCGGGCCUCUAUGGAUAUCAGAUCGCCUUUUACGCUCUGGAUAAUUCCGACGAGAUUCACAGCAAAAUGCUGAACCCGAGCGCGCGCUCGCUGCGGCUGCAGGGCCUCGUGUCGAACACGCGCUACCGCAUCUGCAUCCUCGGCCUGGGCUCCUGGAAUCACCCGGAGGACGAGCAGCAGCAGUACCACCGGAGCCGAUUCAACGGCUCGCACAACGAGGUCGUGAUGGAGCGCUCGCUGGCCCCGGACCUGUCGGACUCGCCGACGACCCGCUGCACCGACGCCCUGACCCUCGUGAUGCCCGACGCCGCCGUGGCCAGCAGCGACAGCUCGAGCCUCGGCAAGACCGAUCCCAGCAGCAGCACCAGCAGCGACGCCGCCGCGCCCAACGGCGCCAGCAACGUCCUCACCAGGCGACUCGGCCUCACCAUCGGCUGCUGCAUGGGCUUCAUCGUCUUUAUCCUGCUCAUCUCGGUGCUCGGCUAUCUCAAGGUGAAGAAACAGCGCGAGGCAGCCAAGCGAGAUCAGCAGGCGGUUCCACCGGAGUACAUAUCCUACAGGCAGUUCAGCCUGCAGAGCGGAGCGGCCGGCGCAGCGACGACGACGACUCUGACGACGAACAACACGACGCUGGACUCGCAGGGCAGACAGCUCCAGGCGACGGCCUCGGUCACCUCGAGCCUCGACGGCAGUCAAACGACGCAGCUGCAGCUGCACCAGCAGCAGCAGCAACAGCAGACCGCGCCGAGCUUCAUAACGACCGGCUGUCCCGGAGCUACGCACGGUAUAUAGCCAACGACCUACGUGUAAGGAGGGGCCACUGUUAUUGUUACACAGCCAGAUACACACGAGCGACGGCGACGGGCAACUUUUAUGCUCCGUACGCGUCGACAACCCCAAGACUUACAUAACAUUAUAGCCGGCCGGCCGCCCGAGAGCCAAGUGCUGGCAAUCCUACGUCGUAUUUAUGGUCUAUUGUGUACUUGGGUUAUUGAGCUUAUUAAAUAAGUAAUUCGACUUUGUGUUUACCAUUAACAUCCGGUAAUGAGGGCGCAUUGCAAUUAAUUCAUUCGGGAACAAAAAGCCAGCUCAGCACAGCUGCUACACUGCGCAUCCUCCGACGGACGAGCCUCGCCCGCGACGAGCCACAAAAAAUCCCUCGAAAGAUGAGACCAACUUGAUCUAUUGUAUAUUCAUUUAUCUAUUACUGUGUACUUUGGCGCCGGUCAAAUAUAGCCCAGCAAAUAGCGUUACAUAACGGGUGUACACAUGAUAGCCGGAGCGCGCCCUGAUUGACGUUAAUUAGAGUCCGCGUUGAAUUAAUAUGAAAAUGCGCACCACUCGGGCUCGCGCCGUGGUUAUGUAGAAACACAAUUAUAAAUAUAUAGAUAUGCAUAUAAUAUUGGCCGCGUCAGACGUAUGGCUCGUGUAACUCAUCGCCAGUCGCGCGCGCUCACUACAUCUAGGUAAUGCAAACUUUAGAAACUAUGCAUUUGUACAUAUACAUAGUAAAUGACGCAAUUAUCAAAGACUGCAUCAGUUUCUAUUUAUACUAUACGUGGCGCGCGCGUUGUACAUAUUAUAUACCUAUAUUAUAUUAUAUAUCAGGAUGGUGAUAUUGUUAGCGCGCGGCGCAGCAACUCUCCUAUAUACGCAUUUACAUGCAUACCUGUGCUGUAAAUAAAUGCACGUGUGGUGCGCUGCAUACGUAUUAAUUGCGUGCGAAAAGCACCACCACCCCCAAGUUCGAGCCCAAGUACACAAUGUAUUAUAGAUAGGGCACAUAUUUCUCUACACACUAACACAUACACACACACACACACAUUAGCGAUACCCUGACACAUAGAACGGAUAUUCAGGACUACACGUACAACCCAUGGAUACACAUUUAGACAAGUCGCAGGCCCCCCUUGCACUGCAGAUCGUUUUCACGUAUACAUACAUACGUGCGUGUAUAUAUUGUAACUGCACAAACGAAAUUAUAUAUAGUUAUAUAUACGUAUACGCGAUAUAGUUUUGGAAUAUAUGCGCGGCGGCACUGGUGCGCGCACAUAGUAGAUACCUACUAGGCGCGAGAGGACGUGUGACAGAGUGUAUAGGUAGGCGCGCGCGCGUUUACAUCAUCAGGCCAAUUUCAAUCAAUUUCUAUUAGUCAACGGGUAUGUGUGUGACGCGCCGUGUGUAUAUAGAUACUGUACGGUUGAUUCCGCCGACGCGAGGUCAAUUUUUUCAGUUCCAGCGUACGUGGCGUAAAAACAAGUUUACACAAAAAAAGCUUUGACAAUUUUACCAUUUCAUAAAAUAAACUUAGAAACCACCGAAGUGGGGCUGAAUAUUCAAAUUAAAGCACCGUGGAUAUC